AUGACCUCUCCCGAUUAUCAAAGCCAUUUUUCUAUCGCGAAUAUCCCAUUCGGGGUUGCCUCAUCCGAUAGUCAUCCAAAGCCUCAAUGUGUAACUCGACUUGAAAAUAACGUCAUAUUUCUAGCCGAGUUGCAGCGGGCGGGUUUGCUUUCUGAGAUUGCGAGCCUACCAGAGGGUGUCUUCGACAAGCCGAGCCUCAAUGAGUACGCGGCGUUGCCAAAGGUCACUCAGCGCGAGGUCCGCAAGCUGGUACAAGAAGCACUGGCCAAAUCCCUACCAACGGGGUUCACCGAAGACAUUAGUGCAGUGACCCUUCAUAUGCCUGUCUCCGUAGGAGGAUUUACAGACUUCUCGUGCAGCCUGCACCACAUUCGGAACGCAGGCCGAGCUAUCCUCAAUGAUGAAUCCCCUCCUCCCGGCUUCUUCAACUUCCCAAUCGGAUACAAUGGCCGAGCAAGUACCAUUUUUGUCUCGGGUACUCCGGUCAUCCGGCCACAGGGCCAUUUCUAUGAUCGUUCUGCGUCAACGGAAAAGAAACCCAUUGUGUAUGGCCCAUCGCAAGCCUUGGACUACGAGCUGGAGAUUGGCGUCAUCGUUGGCAAGGGCGUCUCACGUCUGCAGGGAUUGAAUGCGAAAGAUGCAGACGAGCACAUCUUUGGCUUCGUCAUUCUGAAUGACUGGAGCGCACGCGACAUCCAGGGAUGCGAAAUGGUUCCACUGGGACCGCUGAAUGGCAAGUCAUUUGGGACAAGCAUCUCACCCUGGAUUGUGACAUUGGAUGCCCUGGAGCCAUUCAAGGCCCCAGGUCCGAAGCCUGAGGCUGUGUUAGCAAGUCAUCUCGAAGACAUUGCCGAGUCCAGCUAUGCUAUUGAUAUGAAAGUGGAAAUUCUCGUCGGGUCUCAGGCAACGACGGUCACAGAGUCAAAGGCACAGGACCUGCACUGGAGCGGACGUCAAAUGGCUGCCCAUCUUGCUAGCACUGGCGCCGACCUUCAGACCGGAGAUAUUAUUGGCACGGGAACAGUCAGCGGUCCGGUCGAUGGCAGCUAUGGUUGUCUGCUUGAAAUUACCAAAGCUGGAAAAGAGCCGAUCAACUUAGUCAAUGGGUCGCUUAGGCGCUUCUUGUUAGAUGGAGAUGUAGUUCGCAUGACAGCUGUGGCGGGUGGACUUGAUUCUGGGGUUGGGUUCGGUGAAUGUAUUGGUGAAUUGCAGCCCACGAUGAGACUUUAA
This is a messenger RNA of Penicillium daleae, 1230 nucleotides long. RefSeq names its product fumarylacetoacetate hydrolase family protein. Gene Ontology annotation, molecular function: fumarylacetoacetase activity. The transcript is spliced from 3 exons. Bases 1 to 1230 code for a protein of 409 amino acids. The record is from RefSeq and is a predicted model, not a curated record. Gene Ontology annotation, biological process: L-phenylalanine catabolic process; L-tyrosine catabolic process; homogentisate catabolic process. Lineage: Eukaryota; Fungi; Ascomycota; Eurotiomycetes; Eurotiales; Aspergillaceae.